Messenger RNA from Plectropomus leopardus (leopard coralgrouper), 4967 nucleotides. RefSeq names its product progestin and adipoQ receptor family member 3-like. Gene Ontology annotation, molecular function: signaling receptor activity. The record is from RefSeq and is a predicted model, not a curated record. Lineage: Eukaryota; Metazoa; Chordata; Actinopteri; Perciformes; Serranidae. Gene Ontology annotation, cellular component: membrane.
UGCUGUUGUUAUCCACAAGCUGAGGAUAAGCCUUGUUUCUCAAACCAAAAUGUAGUAUAUAUUUAGUUUACUAAUAGCUUCAUAGCCAUUCAGAUAUGGCUGAAUUGCUCGAGCAAGGCUAUCGACAGUCGGACUGCGACUAAUGCCUUAACCUCUUGGGCUUGCCUUGCACCAGAGGAGCUGCAGAGUACAAGAUGCUGCUGAAGAUGCCCCAGAAGCUGCUGAAGACUGCCCACUACAUAGAGCUGGGCAGCUACCAGCACUGGCCAGUCCUGAUACCCCAGAGGAUAAGGCUGUACACCUAUGAACAAAUCCCCCUCUUUCUCAAAGAAAACCCCUAUAUCACAGAUGGUUACAGGGCCCACCUGCCCUCCAAACUCUGUCUAAGGAGUAUUUUUAUCCUGUCUAAUGAGACUGUGAAUAUCUGGAGCCACCUAUUGGGUUUCCUGCUCUUCUUUUCUCUUGGGGUCAAUGACCUCUCCUCAGUACUGCCGGCCUCUGGAGCAAACAGAGAGGACUACGUCAUCUACGCUAUAGGACUGUUCUGCUUCCAGGUGUGCAUGUUGUGCUCCGUGGGGUAUCACAUGUUCUCGUGCCACCGAUCAGAGAAGACUUGCCGUCGCUGGCUGUCGUUGGACUACGCAGGCAUCUCUGUUGGCAUCCUGGGCUGUUACGUACCUGGGAUCUUCUACGCUUUCUACUGUAAUGCUUUUUGGAGACAGGUCUACCUGCUGACAGUGCUGUCUCUGAUUCUGGCAGUCUUCUGUGCUCAAGUCCACCCUCAUUACCUCAGCAAUGACUGGCGACGGAUACGGAUGGCGAUCUUCUGCUGCGUGGCAGGCAUCAGCGUGGUUCCUGCGUGCCACUGGGUCUGGCUCAAUGGAGGCUUCACCACUGAUGUUGUAAAGCUCUUCCUGCCUCGUGUGAUUGUGAUGUACUUGAUAGCUGGAUCAGCCUUCCUGUUCUAUGUCACCAAGAUCCCUGAGCGCUAUUUCCCUGGCCAGCUGAACUACCUGGGUGCCAGCCACCAGGUGUGGCACAUACUGGUGGUGGUGAUGUUUUACUGGUGGCAUCAGACAGCUGUACACAUCAUGCACUUCAGGCACAGCCAGUCCUGCCCGACCCGCACCGGCAGCAGCUAAGUCAAACUGAUCACUAAUGUUAUGGAAAGGCAAUCAUGCUAAUAUCCAUAAUUGUUUUUAAUAACAUCAGUUAAACUCACUUUGUUAGUAAUCAAAGACUUCCUGCUAGUUAGCUGCUGGUUAGAAGAUGCUGCCUAAAGGUGUUUUAACCACUAACUAACAGAAACUAAUGACUUUUAGGGGUAAAACAGAGAGUCUGACAUUAACUGUUAGCUCUCACUGAGCCGUUGGUUAAAGUUUGGCUAAUGUUAAAUGCCAGUAUUUAAAGCUGCUGUCUCCAGCAGCAGAUAUCAGCCAUUAGCUACUGUACAUCCUUUCUCUUAACCACCAUAACCAUUCAGAUAAAUGCAUGAAGCAGGAAUUUUAAAUUCAUUUGUAGAAACAGAGUAAAGGUUUGGUGGUUUUACUUGCCGAUCAUAUUAUCUCUUGAUUGGUUUUGAUUGUGAUUUUUUUUUUUUUGUACUAAAUAUUGAAAAAAAAUAUUAGAUUCUUUUGAAUCAAACAUUUUAGCAUGUGUGAACAAUGCCUUUAUGCAUCUUAUUUAGUUCUGUCUAUGAGUUCCUACAUGAUUAGAUUGUAUUAAAUGUAUCGAUCAAAGAGGGAGAGCACAGAACAAAAAAACAUGCAACUGGAAAUCAACAUAUGGAUACUGUGAACCACCUGUUUCUAAGAGAUAAUGUCUCCAGGCUUGAGCACUUGAACAAAUAUUUAAAUGCCAAUCAACAAUCAAUAUGCAAUAUCUAAGAAAAAAUGUGGGAACUGUAUUAAGGCUAUAGUAUUUUGUUUUGUUAGCACUGCUUGAUUUGUGUUUUUUGGUGUUGUUUUUGGUGUGUAUUGUUUUGCCUUUGGAACAAACAAAGUGGCAGUGAGGAAAAAAUGUAAAGUAAUAAUUCACCUUAAAAGUGGCAAUUCCCAUAUCAAUCAUUCACCCUGUGCUGCAUUGAAUGAAAGUCAAGAAAGCUUAGUUUUUUUCUCACAUGCCUCCAUGGUGAACUGAGAAUCCAAAAGCAUACAAAGUUAUCAAUGAAUUGAUUUGAUAGGGGACCACGUUUAACAACAGCAGAACUACAGUGAUAACUGAGGAUGCACAAGUGUGUGAGAGUUUGUGAAUAGAUGCAUAGGUAUAAUUUUGCUGUUAUUAAAGGCAUCCCCCAUGACUUUAAGUUAUCAAGAAUGUUCUCAUUUCUUUUAAUUCUUUGUUCACCUUUGAGGCAUGCAAGAAAAACAAAUUUUCUUUUGGAAUGUAACAUCACAUGGAAUGGGUGAUUGACACACCAAUGAUCAUUUUGAGGAUGAAGUGUUUCUUUAUUACUCUACAGUUGCCAAAGCCAGUAUGUUAGGGCUGCACAAAGUAAGAUAUCAUAUCAGCCUAAAUGCUAGAGCAACAGAGUUAAAAAUGUUUUGCAGUCACUCCCUUUGCUGUAAUUGCAGAGUAUUGGCAUCUCAAGGUAAGUGAAGUAAAAAGCCUGACUCAGCAACUACAGUUAAAUCCAUUUAUAUCUCCAUCAGUCUCCAGACAUAGUAGUACAUAUUUCGAGUCUCAUCUGGAGUCACCAAUGUGUUAGAUUUUUCCUUAUUUGUCCAUUCCAGCUUUCACUUGUAGAAAAGAAGUGUAAACACAAUAUCAUUAAGGGGAUAUUUAUUUACAUUUGAUGACAUUAUUGUGGCCAGUAGACAUGCACUACAUUGACAGAGAUUUCCAAUGACACCACUACUAACAGUACUGUGUUAAACAAAAAAUAUUUUUCACCUACUUCACUGGGCUGCACAUGGUUUUGAUUUUAUGCGCUCUGAAAUUUAUGCCACCACUUCAAUACAAUUGAGGUAAAUUACAUUUCAUUUCUGGAUAUCACAACAUUGAAAAAUGACGAUUUCAACAGUUUUUUUUCAGGGACUAUUGUAUGUUUUUGAGCAAAUAAAACCAAAACUAGCUGCAUGGCUAGAUGAGGAAAAUGUCUAUUGUAACUUGGAUGAAAUCACCCUGUAAUAACAGCUCAAUUUGAAUGAUAAAGACAACAAAAUGCAUUUCUACUGACGAUCCAGAGAGCAGUAGCACUUACAGUAAGCUCUCUCUGAUUGCCCGAUAAAGCAGGCGGCUUUCAAGUUAUCAGCUGAAGUUGUUAUCAGAUAUCACCACUGGAGCUGUUAAAGGCUGGCUUUUGCUGUCUGUUAAAGUGUUACAGGCAUGUAUAACACUUUUUUCCAUGGCACAAUUUGGGACAUAUUUUAAUGUUUAGUGUUAUUUUUUUACCAAUCAUGUUUGUACUUCAUUUGCCUUAUUAUCUUUGAGUAUUUGUACUGUAUAUGCACUUACUGUUACAAUCUGUUUUGGGUCAUGAAUUGAACAAAAAAAUGAUCAGAGAGAUAUCAUGUUUGCUGUUACACCACAAAGCCAGUAUGGUUUGUUCUUUUUAUGUAGUACAGUUUAAUGUUAAGAACAAGUUAUGAAUUUUAGUUGAGAUGACUUCCUGCUGCAGAGCUGAACUAAGUGACUUUAUUUUGCCUUUUUGAGUGUGUUUUUAUUUCUGAACAUGAAUAAGUAAUCAUCAUAAACUGCUUGAUCCUUUUCUGAAUGAUCUCAUGAUUGUGUUAUCUAGUGUAUGUGUUUUCCUUGAAUAUCAUUUGUAUGAAAAAGCACUGGCGCUGACUUUCGAGAUGUAUAUUUAUAUCAGUGCCUAUGUGAAAUUAUAUUUUUAAACAUUUUGAAUGAAUAAAAGAAUGCUGGGAAAUCAGUCGUUGGUGAGAUUUUUUUUCAACCGCCCAUUAAUUGAUUUAAUUGAUUGUAAUGUCUUUACCUUAAUUCAUAUUAAUCCCGUGAUCAUUGUUGAAGAAGCAUCAUGCGCUUGUUUCUGCUGUUCACAAUAUUGAACAGUAGAGGGCAGCUUUGAUGCAAAAGUUGCCCAUUUAUGAGUUCAUAGAAAAUUUGGUUGCAGAUUUUCAGAUUUUUAUAUAACACAUUAACACACAUGUUCUGUUCAUCUGUCUCUUUCUAGGAAUGCAUCUCCCAAAAGCAGGAGCCAUGUCUGUUGCCCCAUUUGACCAGUUUUGCCAUCCUUUGUCUUCUUUGGAGGACAUCGGUGGCAUUUCCAGUGGCAAUUGUGGUACCAAAACCAGCCGCACACGCUGCACACAUUUAGGAAAGCAGUUGGGGUGCAGCCAGGAGCCAUGGAGAAGGAAACCGUCACGGAGCACUAAAGGAGUCUCCACCUAUACAGUCACAGCAACCCACCUACAGAGUCAUCUCCACCUAACUAGUCAGCAAGUAAGUCAAAACACACCAAACAUCAAUGUCAUCAAAGAACGUGGCAAUGAAGGCCGACUGUUGUGUCCCCUCAUGUUGUCUGUGUCUCGUCCAAGACAUUACGCUUGAACACACCACAAAGACCACGGCCAAUACAAUGGCCAGCAAGUAAGUUCAUGACCUGAAUGAGUGGGAUUACUCUCCAUAGAAGCAGGCAGCGGGAGUCUGUAUUAGAUUAAAAAAGUGAAACUAUAAGACGGACAGUUAGCCAGUUAGCACAUUAACAACACAACCCAACGCUGAAAGACUAAAGUGCUUAUUGUGAGCUAUAGAACUAAAAACAUUGCAAACAAUUUCUGCUAAAAAGGUAAAUGGCUAAAAAAUAAGCUUACCAAACAUCAGAAGUUUGUUUCAACUUAAUGAAACGCUUGACUUCCGUCCCUUCUUUGCUUUCUUUAUUUCUGUUUCUGUCCUUGUGUUCUGAGCUUGAACUACCCAUCACUCACCAAUAGGCUCCACCUGCUCCAAUGCCAAUUCUCUAUGCUUAAUUUGCUAAAACACAGCCAACAUGGUGCAGGACAAAC